AUGACUUGUAAUCCAAAGUGGAUUGAAAUUACAGAAAAUCUAUUACCAGGUCAGACGGCUUCUGAUAGACCAAACUUAGUUGCACGUGUAUUUGAUUUUAAAAAAAAUGCAUUGAUCCAACUAAUAACUAAGACUGAACUUUUCGGCAAAGUUAUUGCUUAUAAGUGGGUAAUUGAAUUUCAAAAGCGUGGGUUACCACAUCUGCAUAUGUUACUUACAUUGCAAAGUGGUUUUAAAAUUAAAACUCCCGAUAUUGUUGAUAAAUUUAUAUGUGCUGAAAUACCAAAUAAAGACCUUGAGCCCAAGCUAUAUGAUAUCGUUACAAGAAAUAUGCUUCACGGCCCCUGCGGUGAUUGGUGUUUAAUUGACGGAAAAUGUUCUAAAAAGUUCCCCAAAGCAUUUCGGAAUGAAACUGUUAUGGAUGAAAAUGGAUAUCCUUUUUAUCAACGUAAAAACGAUGGAAUGACAUUUACUCGAAACAAUGAAUUUAUUUUUGAUAAUCGAUACGUAGUACCAUAUAAUAAAACGUUACUUUUGACAUUCAAUUGUCACAUAAACGUUGAAGUAGUUGCAUCCUCCACAGCAGUCAAGUAUCUAUGUAAAUACUGUUACAAGGGUCAUGACCAAGCUGCAGUAACAAUUAAUGGUAAUCUGCAUAGUACAAACUCAGACACAACUCAUAAUACCCAACAUCCUCAAAAUGAAUCUGACGCUGCAGUGAACCACGAUGAAAUCCGCGAUUUUGUAGAUGCCCGGUAUGUAGGUCCCGUUGAAGCCGUUUGGCGAAUUACAUCAAAAGCAUUACAAGAUAAAAGCCACUCAAUUAUUCGUUUACCAAUACAUUUACAGAAUGAACAAAAUAUUACAAUAAACGAAGAUUGCGAUGAAACUGCUUUACAAGAAGCGUUACAAAAACAAUCAAUGCUAAUAGAUUAUUUUAAAUUGAACGAACGGAGCACAGAGGCUAGACAAUAUACAUACAGCGAAAUUCCACGCCAUUACGUUUUUAAAAAAAUAGAUAAUACUAAUAAUUACAACUGGCAACCACGUCGAAAACAUUUCAAUGUAAUUGGUCGUAUGUAUUCAAUUAGUCCAGCCCAAGUAGAAUUAUUUCAUCUUCGGCUUUUACUUGUCAAUGUUAAGGGUGCAAUAAGUUACGAAGAUAUUAGAACAGUUAAUGGAGAAGUAUGUGAAACUUUCACAAGUGCAUGCCUAGCGUUAGGAUUAAUAGAAGAUGAUCAAGAAUGGAAACGUACAAUGAGUGAAGCUGUAGUGUGGAUGAUGCCCCGACAGUUGCGAUGUUUAUUUGUACGUAUAUUAAUCCACUGUCAGCCUCUUUAUCCUGAAGAACUAUGGGAACAAUUUAAAGAACAUAUGUCCGAAGAUUUCUACAGUCACUUUGGUGUAAAUGAUGGUAAUCAAAGAGCAUAUAGAUUCAUAAAUUUUAUGCUUAACAAAGAAGGUGUUAGUCUCUCUAAUUUCCCAAAAAUGCCCCAAAUAGAUGAAACAGAAGAUAUUCUUGAUGACUUUCAUACCCAAAACGUAAGUAAUGAUGAAUCUGGAGCAUAUUAUCGCAAAUUAAAUUUAAAACAAAAAGAGAUUGUUGAUUUCGUUAUGCAGGCUAUCAAUGACGAAAGUGAUCAUCAAUCUAAUUGUAUUUAUAUUGACGGACCGGGAGGUUCAGGAAAAACUUUUAUAUACACAACGUCGUGGCAUUUACUAAAAAGCCAAGGCAAAGUUGUUUCUACAAUGGCUUAUACUGGUAUCGCAGCAACUCUUUUACCUAACGGAAAAACUGUCCACAAAACGUUUGGUUUACCUGUCCCGAUGUUCUCUGAUUCAUCUUCAAACGUUAAACCUAAUUCAAAUCAAGGUAGAUAUUUAAAGAGUGUAGAUGUUUUUAUUUGGGAUGAAGCUCCUAUGUCUCCUAGAUAUUCUUUAGAGAUAAUCGACAGAACGCUGCGACAUAUAAUGAAUAUUGACGUACCAUUUGGUGGUAAAAUGAUGAUAUUAGGAGGAGAUUUUCGUCAACUUCUUCCUGUUCUAACCCAUGCCACUCGAAGUGAAAUGGUUAACUUAUCAAUAAAAUACAGUCAUUUGUGGAGAAAUUUUCAUAAAUUUACGUUAUCACAAAAUAUGCGAGCGUUACCAGAAGAAAUUGAAUUUUCACAGUUCUUGCUGGAUGUGGGCGAUGGAAAAUUAAAUGAUGUAAAUGAUAACCUUCUUCUACCUGAGGAAUGUUCUGUUUCUAAAGCUGAUAAUAUCGUUGAAUAUCUGUAUGGAAACAUUAUAAGGACGCAGUGUUUCAACGAACUUACUGGAUCAGUUAUUUUAUCACCAAGAAAUGUUGAUGUUGAUAUUAUCAAUGAACAAGUAGUUGAACUUCUAAAUGAAACGACUGAAAAAAUUUAUACGGCUAUAGAUAGUACCGAAAAUUGUGAUGAUGGAGACAUGACUGACGCAAUUUUGCCAGAAUAUCUCAAUACUCUUAAUCCCCCCAAUUUUCCACCUCACAAACUACGCUUGCGAAAAAAUACUAUAGUGAUGUUGAUAAGAAAUUUGAACUUAAGUGAAGGAUUGUGCAAUGGAACGAGGUUGAUGGUAUUGGAUUUAUCAACUAAUGUCUUGCGAUGUAAUAUAUUGACGGGUGAUAAGGCUGGAGAAAUUGUAUUUAUUAAUCGUAUUACACUAUAUUGUGAUAAUGUUUACCCUUUCACAUUUAAAAGACGCCAAUUUCCGAUAAAAAUUGCAUUUUGCAUGACCAUAAAUAAAGCUCAGGGUCAGACAUUUGAUAGAAUAGCCAUUGAUCUCACAAAAGAUGUAUUCAACCAUGGUCAAUUAUAUGUAGCAUUAUCUAGAGUUCGUUCUUGGCAGUCAUUAAAUUUGUAUUUAAGUAGUGAAAAAGAAGAAAAUUCUGUGAAGAACUUUGUAUUUAAGAAGCUGUAG
Cotesia glomerata is the source of this 2946-nucleotide messenger RNA. RefSeq lists its product as uncharacterized. Gene Ontology annotation, biological process: telomere maintenance; DNA repair. The record is from RefSeq and is a predicted model, not a curated record. The transcript has a single exon. Bases 1 to 2946 code for a protein of 981 amino acids. Gene Ontology annotation, molecular function: DNA helicase activity. NCBI's taxonomy places the organism in Eukaryota, Metazoa, Arthropoda, Insecta, Hymenoptera, Braconidae.